This is a messenger RNA of Lucilia sericata (common green bottle fly), 769 nucleotides long. It is a transcript of the gene Ms, whose product is annotated as dromyosuppressin. The transcript has 3 exons. The record is from RefSeq and is a predicted model, not a curated record. Bases 121 to 423 code for a protein of 100 amino acids. Lineage: Eukaryota; Metazoa; Arthropoda; Insecta; Diptera; Calliphoridae.
UCAAGUUUACGAACUCAACAAGUGAGCAACUCAACUAGUAUUCAACCAACUAAGUAAUAAUUCUUAGUAAAUUCUUUUUAAUAAACAAAUACCACUACAACUUCAAUUAAUCUAUUAAAAAUGAUGUCUAACCAAAUUGUAUCCGCUGUUGUCUGUGGUCUUGUCUUCUUUGCCGCCUUAUCAUCAUGCUAUGGUGCUACAAUGGCUCCCUUGUGUCAACCUGGCAUCUUGGAAGAAAUGCCAACACAUAUUAAGAAAGUAUGCAUGGCUUUAGAAAAUUCGGAUCAAUUGUCUACAGCUUUAAAAUCGUACAUUAACAAUGAGGCAGCCACUUUGGUUUCCAAACAAGACGAACUCAUUAACAACUAUGGCAAGCGUACCGAUGUCGAUCACGUUUUCUUGCGUUUCGGCAAAAGACGUUAAAUUAUUCUUCAACAAUACUAACUGCGCUGACAACAGAUCCCCAAACCCCCCUCAAAACAACACCACUGGCUAACGGAAACAUAAUUGCAGACUUGGAUCAAACAAAUUUGCUCAUGAAAAAUAAAAUUUAAAAAAAAAUAGUAACUUGCAUAAAUACUUAAAUUGAUCUCUUUGUAAUAUUACAAUAACACCACCCUUUAACAACUUUUACACGUUUAAAAACCACACAAUACCAAAAAAAAAAAAAAACUUAGCCGUAGAAAAUUGUUUGAUUGUAAUCAUUGUAGUAUUGUAUAUUGUCAUAAAACAAAUUAUGUACAUAAAUAAAUUAUUGUAAAAAAAAUAA